Lathyrus oleraceus (garden pea) is the source of this 1206-nucleotide messenger RNA. Its product is annotated as F-box/kelch-repeat protein At3g23880. The transcript has a single exon. The coding region runs from base 23 to 1150 and encodes 375 amino acids. Gene Ontology annotation, molecular function: protein binding. The record is from RefSeq and is a predicted model, not a curated record. Lineage: Eukaryota; Viridiplantae; Streptophyta; Magnoliopsida; Fabales; Fabaceae.
UCUCUCGGAAACACUCACUCAGAUGAGCCUCCUUACUCCAUCUCACUCUCGGAACGCUUCAACGUCGACGACAUUCGUUCCCGACGAACUUAUUACAGAGAUGUUACCAUAUCUUACCGUAAAGGCACUUAUCCGAUUCAGAUGUGUCUGUAAGUCAUGGAAUUCCUUCAUCUCCGAUCCCACCUUCGUCAAAUUACACCUUCAUCGAUCUUCACAAAAAGCCAACUUCACGCUGGUAUCCUUUAACGGCAGCGUUGUUUCCUUCACAUCUCUUCGUAUGUUCGAGAAUCCUCCAAUCGUUUCCACACUUCCAACCUAUCAAUUGAGAGACGAAGAGUUAGUUGGUUCAUGCAAUGGUUUGCUAUGUUUGGUAGGCCGUUCUUACGUCGAUGGGAACACUGAGAUGUGGUUCCGAUUUUGGAACCCGGCCACCAGAAUAAUAUCGCAAAGGUUAGGUUUACUUCAUAAUAACAAUGUAGUUUUCUCUUUUCAUUUCACUUUCGGUUAUUGUAAAUCAACCAACACAUAUAAGGUGGUGGCGUUAACGAGAACAAAUGUUAGGGUUUUCACUUUGCAAGAUAAUACUUGGAGAGAUAUUCCAAAUUGUUAUGUGACUUGUUCUAGCUCUGCUGUGUAUAUGAGUGGCAGUGUUUUUUGGUUGGAAAUAACCAAUAUCUAUGUUACGGAUUAUGAAUAUGAUUACAAGAUUAUUACUCCUAAGCAAAUUGCAAUUAUUUCAAUUGAUUUGGAUUCGGAGAUUCUUUACGGGCACCAUCCUCCAGAGGAUUUCAAUGAAGUGCCAUUUGUUGCGCCGAAUUUAAGUGUGUUAGAAGAUUGUCUUUGUUUAUCCCAUGAUUCCAAACGAACUCAUUUUGUUAUAUGGCAAAUGAAGGAAUGUGGAGUGGACGAUUGUUGGACUCAAUUUCUUAAAAUUAGUUAUCAUAAUCUUCAACUUCAACUAAAUUAUCGAUUUUCUGUAGAGGACUUUCGUUUGUUGCCACUAUGUCUUUCGGAGAAGAAUGAUACUGUAUUAUUGACAAACGUAGUUACUAGGCGAGCAAUUCUCUAUAACCGGAGAGAUAAGAGAGUAGAGAAUUUCUCUAUACCUUGGUGGUGUGAGAAUUAUGUUGAAAGUUUGGUUUCCUGUUGAUGUUUAAGUAUUUGUUUCCUUAAAUUCAGAUUUUCAUCGAGGUUGAGAUUCUUGGU